GUAGGACAAUGUUUCACGGCUUGCUUGAGCUACCAGCGGCGCUUUACACGCCGCAACGGCCCUUGAGUUGCCCGCUUCACCAGUUCAUCGGAGUUUGCUUUACCUCAUGAAGCCGUCGCUUAAAGGAGUUUCUGCUGUGGAAAUAUUGUUUCCUGAGAAAGCCCUGUCCAAAAUGAGCAGGGCACCUGACACGAUACCCGCCGCCGCGGGCGCAACCGUGGCCGCCGCGCCCGUUGCCUCAGCGCCCGCCCCAGCCGGGCCGGAGGGAGUGGAGGCGGCGGAGGCAGAGGCGGCAGCCAUUCGACCCCACGCCGGCGACGGCAGCAGCCAACACACAGCCGGUGCACACAGCCGUGGCACGCCGCCAGCAAUACCACGGCCCCCUGCAGAUGCCACGACAGCAGCAGCAACAACAGCAAUAGGAACCAGCUCAGAACCGCACGAGGGCGCAGAGCAUAGACAGGCAGGGGACGCAACCGCACCCACAGCCACAGCCACAGACCCUGCACCCACCACAACCACCACCACAACCACUGGGGUGGCGCCGCCGCCGCCCGCGGAUGACCUCGUAGACGUGCCGCGCUUGCACCGCCGCCUUGCCGUGUAUGCCGCGGCGUACGGGCUGCCGGCGGCGGCGGCGGCGCAGCUGGCGGCGCUGCUGGCCACGCCGCUGGCGGCGCGGCUGCUGGCGGCGCCGCCGGCGGCGCUGCACGCGCAGCACCUGGUGACUGACGCCUACAAGCCGCGCAUGCACGUCAUGUACGACAGGUUCAUGACGGGUGUCACAGCUGACUUUGCGCUGGUGGUCCGCCGCGCGCCGCCCGCCGCCGACCCCGCCGCCUUGCCCGCCGCCCAGCCCGGCCUGUGGCGGCGCUUCACCGCAGCGGCGGCGGCGCUCAGCCGCCGCCACAUCGGCAGCGCCGCCGUCAGCGGCGCCAGUACGGUCAGUGAGGCGAAUGCGGCGCUGGCGUACGAGCAGCGGUACGGCAGCGGUAACGGUUACAUUUUCGGUUACGGCGAGGAGCCGUACGGGCCAUACGAGGUGGAGGCGCUGCGGACGCAGUUCGGGCUGGAGCUGCCGGCGACGUUGUUGGAGCGGUGUCGCGCGCAAGGCGUGGCGCCCGUGACGUGGCAGCGCAUCGGCGGCGGCGUCAGGCAGCCGCCGCCAGCGGCGGCGGCCGCAGCAGCAGCAGCCACAGGAGGCGGCGGCGGCGGCGGCGGCAUGCGGCUGCCGGCGGCGCAAUCGCCCGUCAACCACCCGCACCACGAGCACGAGCAGCAGGAGCACGGGCACCGGCUGCGACAUCGCGGCUUCCCGCCGCCGGAGGAGCAGGAGCAGGAGACGGAGCAGCGCUACGACUCGGGGUUCGGGUCGCGGGGCGGCCUGGACGACGGGGGCAGUGCCUCAGAGAGCGAAGACGGCGACGGCAGAUCGGGCGCAGGCACAGAGUCCGGGGAGGCCGCGGCGGCGUGGCCGGUGCGGCCCGGGCUCAGCCCUCGGCUGCAGGUGGCGGGGUCAGGGGCGGCGGCGGCGGCGGCGGCGGCGGCAGGGGAGGAGGCAGACUACACGGGGCGUGUCGCCAUCGCGUCAGGCCCCAUCGUGGCUGCCUCCCUGGUUGAGACCACGCUGAUGCAGCUGUUUCAGGAGACGGCGGUGCAGGCGCAGGCAGCGGCGCUCACGAAGCAAUACAGCACAAGCAGCGGCGCCGGCAGCGCAGAAGAGCACGACAGCGAAAGCAGCACCCGCAGCAGUAGCAGUAGCGGUACAAGCAGCAGCAGUAGCGCAUCCGUUGCUGGCGGCGGCGGCGCUGCCGGCAGUACGGAGGCGUACUGCUUCGACCGUACGGAGCGGUUGGCGAACAGCCUGGUGCGAUUGGCGUUGACGGUCGAGCGGAUCAACGGUCUCAGACACGGCCUUCGCAUCGCGCUGUUUGCAGGCCGCCGCUCCUCCGACCUGCUGUACCUGGUCCUGCAGAACCUGUACGCGGCCGCGCACCUGGCCGGCUACGUGGGCACCUCCAGCCUGUUCGCCGCCGCCGCCGUGUGUCGCCACUGGGCCGGCAUGCACGUGCCCGAGCGCGAGCGGUGGGGCGGGCCGGGCCGGCUGGUGGGCACACACGCACACGAGAUGUCCAUGGCGCUUCAGCAGCUGCUGGCGCCCUACGACGACGAGGCCGGCCGCCGCGCCGGCCUGCGCCGCCCGCUGGCGCUAUCGCCGCUGCUGGCGCACCUGCUCUUCCUGGCAGCCAACGGCGGCGGCGGCCCCGGCGGCGGCGGCGCUACGGCGCUGGCGGACACGUUCACGACGGCGGCGUUCAUCGCGGUGGCUCGGGCGGCGGCGGUGCCGCCCGGCUUCCGGCGGGACGUGGAGUCGGAGUAUGGGUGGAGCAUCCCCGAGCACGCGCGCUGCUUUGACUUGUUCAGGGUGUGGCGCAUCGACUCGGGGCGCUAUGAGGAGGUGGCGGCGCAGGUGGUGGCGGCCUGGGAGGAGCGCUGUGGCGAGCUGGCGGCGGCGGGUCGGCCUCCCCUUCGGCCGCCGCAGCUGAUGCACAGCAAUCUCGACAGCGUAGAGCAAAUCGCCCAGGUUGUGGCGCUGCCCGAGCGCAUCCGGCCCGCCACACUCGCGUUUGGUACCCUGGCCGACGGCUUCCUGCCCUUCCUGCCGGCACACACGGCACACACGGCACACACGGCAGCCGUACCGGGCAGCAACACGGACAGCAACUCGCAAGUGGCAGUGGCAGCUGCAGCGGACACCCUCAACGCCACCUCCCCCGCGCCGCAGCAGCCUCAACACCACCAGCCCCUACCCCAGCCGCCGACGUCACCCCCUCCCAAGCAGCAGCAGCAGCAGCAGCCACAGCAACAGCGGCCCACCAUCAGGCUGGCUUCAGUGGUCAUGAAGCUGGUGCAGGCGCGGCCGCCGCGGCCACUGCCGCCGCUGGUGCCGGCUGAGCCCACCACUCCCACCGGCACGGACGCGGCGGCGGCCAGCGGCGUGUUCAGCCCCAAGGCGCCGCCGCCGCGGCUGCCGCCGUGCGCUGUGAAGCUGGGAGACGGGGAGGUCGGGCUUGGCAGCAAGGCGCAGGUCGACCCCCGGCUGCCGGCGGCGGCGGCGCAGCGCGCGCUGCAGGCGGCGGCGGAGCUGGCGCACACGUCAUCCAGCCGGCGGCUGGACGAGGCGGCGGUUAGUGCCGUACUGUCGGAGGCGUACGACGCCGUGACGAGGGACGGCGUGCUCAUGGCGGCGGCGGCGGAUGACUAACGGUGCUCAGGAGGAGCAACGAUCGUACGACAGCGCUCGAACGUGAUCUGUGCAGUGUGCGUACGGCAUGCAUGUAUGGGAGGGGUUAUCGUACGGAGUUUGCGCCGUAGUGGCGGUCGGGUGUAGGGGCGGUGCGACAGUGUGGCUGGGCGCGGUGGGGAGGGAUGUCUAGUGUGCAUGCGGGGAGCGGGCGUGUGUUGCCGCCGCUCUUGCAAACGGUACGUCGCUUCUGGUUCUUGCGUUUUUUGUGUUUGUUGCUUGUCGUAAGUUGGUGCUGGGUGUUCUUGUGUGUGCACUGUUGGACCGCAUCAGCCCGCAUGAUGAUACAAUCAAGACAUACAGCAUACUGCAUUGCGUUUAGGGCAUUCUGCGAAGAGCCGAAGGCCUGUGCAGCGCUCACUGCGUGCUGACGGGUGCUUGCAGCGCAGCCCUGCUGCGCAGCCCGGUCCCGGACUCCCGGGCAGGACCGUCAGACCGUAAAGACCGUACGUUGAGGGUGUUGGUGGCGUGGGGCGCGCUUUGCUGAUGAGGGCCGAUAACGCAGUGCAAGCCAGGCAUUCCACACACCGUGCUGCAGGCGAAACAUGACAGCAAGUUGGGAAUGGUAUGGAAGGUGAUGCGCGAUGGAACCGCGUGCUUGGUAAUAAUACGCCUUUAUGGAGCUUCACGCUGCAAUGCGUAGCUCUCUUUAUUCUGAUGCGUGCUGUAGGUGGACGCCGCGGCUUGACGAAGGCGCGAUGAGGGUUGUUUGCACCAUCCCAUGAGAGUUGAGAAUAAAGAGUACGCAUGCAUGACUGGGUGCUGUGUGGCGGCCUGGCUGGUGACGAGCGAAGCGGUCACCGCGCAAUCUCGUUCGGGGGAAGGGGUGGGCACGUCAGUCGUACAGUCGGCAGGGUUGCAGGCGUGUGGGCAGGAAUGUAACCACGGAACCUC
Messenger RNA from Chlamydomonas reinhardtii, 4198 nucleotides. RefSeq lists its product as uncharacterized. Gene Ontology annotation, biological process: NAD+ biosynthetic process. The transcript has 11 exons. Lineage: Eukaryota; Viridiplantae; Chlorophyta; Chlorophyceae; Chlamydomonadales; Chlamydomonadaceae. Bases 173 to 3265 code for a protein of 1030 amino acids. The record is from RefSeq and is a predicted model, not a curated record.